ACAAGAUCGGUCAUUUACUAUCCAAUAUCAUUCUGGAUUGGCAAACCAGCUAGCAUCAAGCAGCCCAACAGCAUUUGCAAACGAACUUUGAGAACAAGGUAGCUUCUGCUCCUGUAAUGCUUAGCUUGGCCAACUUACCGUCUACAAGGCCUCCUGACAGAGGUUUAACUCAGGUCUCAAAGUCAAAUGUUAGCCUGAAUACCAACUUGAAAGAUUCACCUGGCGAUUUGCAGAAGUCUUCAGAAAAUUUGAAAGGUGAAAUGGAACAUUCUGGUAAUUCUGGAAAUUGCGAGCAAGAACAGGGAAUACUGCAUUCACCACAGGUUAUUGCUCAGCAUAACCCGGAAGAAUUUCUGAAUUUUCAGCAAGGCACCUGCCUAGAGCUUCAAUCCUCAACACUUUCCAUGGUCAAGAGGGACCCGCAAACAACCCCUGCGCAGCAGCAACAGACACAACAAGCUCCUUUUACACUUCACAAUCCACCAUCCAUGGUUGAGCAGCCACUAUUGUUGUCGCAGCAGCAAGAGCAGCCGAAGGGACAAAAAGCAGUUGCCACUGAUGUGAGCCAAAAGCUAUUAAUUGCGCAAGAAAGCAGAGUCCCUGAUCCGCAGCAUCAUCAACAACCGAAGUUACCAUGCCCGUACAAUGAUUGUCAAAGCUUGCAGUCAUGUUCACCGCCUCCAGAGCAGAAACUGUUGUCUCAAUCACAGCCACCAAAAUUGCAACAGAUUCUAAAUUUGUCACGGCAAGAUGAACAGCAAAGAUCUCAAGCAUCAGGAACCAUAGAAUCCGCUUCUGUGAAGAAGCAAGAGGAGGCGUAUCAGCAGGCUGAGUCUUCAAGGAGUACGUACGUAGUGGAACUGAAAGAGAUGUGCCAAAGGGCCAUCAAUUUACUCCAACAGAAUGAUUUUGUUCACCAAGAAUCAAGGUUGAAAUUGGAUCAAGCUAUGAAGUAUCUAGAUUAUCCUGAUUGCAAUAAAUCUACCGAGAAGUUGGAUCUAAUUAAGAGGCAGAUAAAUUGUGUCUUUCAGUUUGCAAUGCCGAGAACACCAGCCUCUUCACUUGUCCACGGACAGCUUACUCCUAAUUUGCACCCAUUACAGAAGUCUCUGCAGCCGCAUCCUCAAAUUCAUCAAGCAAUGCCACCAGAGGAUCAAAAGAAACCACCAUUGCAAUCAAUGAACCCACAGAGUUCUGCAAUAAAUCUGCAGGACAGCAACAUGAGAAUUUUUGGCGAUAGUUCUAUGCAGUAUCCAUCUAAGCUUGUGAUCUCACAGCAAGAUGACAUAAAAUCAGAGCAGCAUUUGUGUGAAUCAAAUUCAGAGCGCGAAAAUGUAGUGAAUCCAGUGCAGCAAGUUUCCAUGAGGUCUCUACAGCUGCCAUUAAGCACUCUUCCACAGCCAAAUGAUAUCAAAUUUCUAUUAAAAAACAACAGGAAUGAACGAGCAAAAGCAAAUUCCGGAAGAAGUUCUUCUGUAGCUCAACGUAUGGAUCCAAAACAAAAGAAGUCCCUGCACCAUGUAUCCGCACAAAAGAAGAAUCAAGAAUCUCAACAGAGCCAAAUGUGUCAGAAACUCAUCAAGGGAAAUCAAGAAGUUCCACAGCAGAUGCAGCAGGAUGAUGAAAUGCCACAUCAGUUGAAUGAAGUAAAUGAUGUGAAAAUGACACAAGGAAUAGAGCAUGAAACAGCACUAAAUCAGAGACCUGAAGUCAAGAACUUGAAAUUUAGACAAGUGACAGCUGUUAAAUCUGGAGUUCCACCUUCAAUUUCUUCCCCCAGGCACAUUCAGACCGAACCUGUCCAGUUACCUCGACAUUUUCCUCUGACCAACCAGCAUAAUAUGCUGCGGUUGCAUACAAUAGUUGGAUCCCCUUCUCAUUCUGUAAAUUCACAGCCUGGGUUUUCUGCGAAAUUCCUCUCCAAUGAUUCAUCAUACUUGAAUACAGGUAAGACUGAACACGAACCUGUAACUGAUGUAGUAGAAUCGAUCACACGAAAAUGUGAAAAUGCAGAUGGCUUUGGUUUUGAUGCUUCAACCAUCAAUUUUGGAGAAUCAUGUGAUGCUGAGAAGCCCAUUCUACGCUUAAUUAAAGCGGUGAACUCAAUUUCAUCGAAAGCAUUAAGUGCUUCUGUAAGUGAGAUUGGAUCAGUAGUCAAUCUGGCUGAUAGCAUGGCAGGAUCAGUACCAGUUUAUGGAUCAAAAGGCUCAGUUAGUGAAGAUUUAGGGGUCACGAGUAAGACUAAUCCAGUUGCAAGAUACUUUUCCAUAGGUUGUAGCACAUUUGGAAUGAGGAAAGUGAAGCGUUCAACAAAAGCAGUUCCCUUGAAUUAUAAGACACCAGCUAGCCCGAAGAAAUCUGGCUCAGAGUCAACUACAUUUUGCCCCAACAAAAAACCUAGGAUUCAGGUCAGUCGUGCUGUGUUGAAGGAAAUAGAGGAGAUAAAUCAGCAACUGAUAGACACAGUGUUAGAUAUCAGUGAUGAAGAAACCGACUCAACUACAGUUGGACCAGAUGGUGGAGGAAUCAUUAUCAAGUGCUCAUUCAUUGCUGUGUCCAUUAGUCCAAACUUCAACUCGAAGGAGGAUUUCGAUCAAAUUUCAAAAAUUCAGCCCUUAAAAUUGCUUGUCCCCACAAAGUACCCUUAUUGCUCACCUAUAGUUCUCGAAAAGUUGCCAGAGGAAGUCAGUGAAAAGCAUGAUGAUCUUUCAGGGAAGGCAAGGGUAAAGCUCUACUUGCAUCUCAGAAAUCUAUUGCAGCCCAUGUCAAUAGGGGAGAUGGCGAGGACUUGGGAUAAAUGUGCUCGGACAGCUAUUUCCGAGCAUGCAGUGAAGAAUGGGGGAGGUUGCGUUUUCUCAAAAUAUGGAACUUGGGAAAACUGCUUCAGUGCCGCAUGAUGAGGUGUUCAUCUCCAUUCUAAACAAUCCUCCUGCUACGCAGCAAAGCAUAGGGUUGUUGACUAAACUGAAUAGACACAACCACAUUACCUCGACGGUAAUGUCUACAAGACCUUAUAAAAUCACAUGUAAUCAGAGAUAGGUCAAGCAUCUUCGAGAUUUAAAGUGGAUAAGCUUCGUUUUUUUCUGAAUUGUUAGCCUGUUAUCGUGUUCCUGGUACCCUGUCAUUUCCAGACAAAGUUAUUAAUUCUGGUUUGGCUAAGCAGGAAACUUGGAUUCAAAA
Populus nigra (black poplar) is the source of this 3180-nucleotide messenger RNA. Its product is annotated as mediator of RNA polymerase II transcription subunit 15a-like. Bases 117 to 2897 code for a protein of 926 amino acids. NCBI's taxonomy places the organism in Eukaryota, Viridiplantae, Streptophyta, Magnoliopsida, Malpighiales, Salicaceae. Gene Ontology annotation, molecular function: chromatin DNA binding; transcription coactivator activity. The transcript has 9 exons. The record is from RefSeq and is a predicted model, not a curated record.